CAGCAUCAACUCGAGAACCAACAACGACAUGAGUCGCAGUAUCUUGCUGAGUCUUUGCGUCCUGUUGGCCGUUGUGGCCGCGUUCAUCGUAGAGGCCGCACCCCAACGUGAGAAACGCCAACUGGACGGCAGCUUGGGCGGACUCCUUGGAGGUGGAGGUUAUGGGCAACAGUAUGGCGGAUACGAUGGAUACAAUCAAGCAUACGGCGGAUUCGGCGGGGGUUACGGUGGUUACGGUGGAGGACGAUCUCACGAAAGAUAUUAAUUUGCUCAAUUCUUUCCGUUCAAUUGUGCUACUCACGUUUUAACGAUCUUAACGAUUUUAACUCAGACACGAAAUUGGUGCACUGUUUAAAUUACAGCGCGACCAAAAUUGUUUUUUAAUAACUUGGAAAAUAAACAAAGAUUCGUUACAACAGA
Molecule: messenger RNA, 420 nt
Organism: Daphnia pulicaria
Lineage: Eukaryota; Metazoa; Arthropoda; Branchiopoda; Diplostraca; Daphniidae
Product: neuropeptide-like protein 31
Exons: 3
Coding region: 29-265 (78 amino acids)
Source: RefSeq, a predicted model, not a curated record